Messenger RNA from Pistacia vera, 372 nucleotides. RefSeq names its product caffeic acid 3-O-methyltransferase-like. The transcript has a single exon. Gene Ontology annotation, biological process: methylation. Gene Ontology annotation, molecular function: protein dimerization activity; S-adenosylmethionine-dependent methyltransferase activity; O-methyltransferase activity. NCBI's taxonomy places the organism in Eukaryota, Viridiplantae, Streptophyta, Magnoliopsida, Sapindales, Anacardiaceae. Bases 1 to 372 code for a protein of 123 amino acids. The record is from RefSeq and is a predicted model, not a curated record.
AUGGGCUCUAUAGAUAACAAAGAAACAUUGUCCAUUAACAAAGCAAAUGAAGUAUUUGUUGAUGCCAUGCUCUUCUACAACUCAAUUGUGUUCCCCAUGGUCCUCAAAGCAGCCAUCGAGCUGAAUUUGUUUAAAAUAAUUGCUAAAGCAGACCCUGGUGCUCACAUUUCAGCCUCUAAGGUAGCGUCUCAACUACCUUCCAAUAGCCCAUCCACACCUUCAAUGCUUGAUCGUGUGCUGUAUUUCCUGGCUAGCCAUUCAAUGCUAUCCGACUCAUUGCGCACCCUCGAAGACAGUAGAAUUGAGAAACUUUAUGCUCUUACAGCCGCCUCUCAACUCUUUGUCAACAAUAAUGAUGAACUCAUGCGCUAA